UUUGGUCAAUAAUUUAUUUUUCAAUGCGAUGUUUUCAUUGUAUAACCAUUAUUUUUAAUUUAUUUGGAGAUAAUAUAAUAUUUCGAGAUACAUUCUUUUUAAUAUCAUGGAUACCAGGACAUCUUUUAGUAUAUAUACAUAUAGUAAGCAUAUUUAGAAUUCUACCAAGUUUAUUAUUUAAUCAAUUUACAGAAACAACAUCAAGAAUGAAAACAAUUUGGAUCCCAAAAGGAGAAAAACAAAUUACAAUUAUAUUUUGGGCAUUUUGUAUUAUCACAGUAUUAAGUUUAACAACAACUAGUUUUAUAGCAGCAUUUAUUAGAAGAAGUGAAGGAUUUACGAAGAAAUGGUUUUUUGCAUUUUCAACUCACGUAUUUUUUCAAUGGUUAUAUUGUCUUAUAAAUGGAUUCUUAUUUUUAUAUUAUGGUAGAAUAUUAGUUAAACAAACCAAAAAAAGUAUUAAAUUAACUGACAUUAAUAAUGACAAAGGAAGAGAAAACUUUAGAGUAUUUAUUAGAAAGAUGAAAAUGUAUAAUUUUGUUUGUAGUGCCAUCUGUUUUUUUACAGCAAUUAUUGUCCUUCCAUCAACGACAUUAUUAAUGUAUUUGGGACUUGAUAAUUUAAUAGAUAUAAUGUUUUGUAUUGCUGUUAAUAUAAUUUUUCCAAUUUUAUUCGGAAUGUUAUCUUAUUCAAUUAUAACAUCCGAAACACAAAAAAAUAAUACGGAUGAACCAUCUUUUACUCAUCAAUAUUCUACUUAUAUGCAAACAAAUAGUUUCAGUAAUGUUUGAAAGUCUUUUUUAAUUAAUUAAAUUCACAUGAUUUGGAUCAUAUGUACAUCAUAACUUUAUAUGAAUCAUAUGAUGUCCAAAUUUAGUUGGACUGGAAUCGUUGCGAUCAUUUGCCCGAAACCAAACCGGAAUAAAUAUUCGUCCGUCAAUAAUAUUUUCCCCAAUUUUUUUUUGUUUGCAUAGUAUUUACAUCUGAAAUAUUUAUAAUGCGGAAAAACUUUCAAAUGUUAAAACAAUAACGUAAUUUUACUUUAAUAAAUGGUAAUUACAAGUUAAAAAUAUUUUCUUUGACCAAUAAAAUCAUUGAAUUAAUAAAUAA
Rhizophagus irregularis DAOM 181602=DAOM 197198 is the source of this 1110-nucleotide messenger RNA. RefSeq lists its product as uncharacterized. The record is from RefSeq and is a predicted model, not a curated record. NCBI's taxonomy places the organism in Eukaryota, Fungi, Glomeromycota, Glomeromycetes, Glomerales, Glomeraceae.